AUGAACCACCUCCUCAUCAACGCGGAGAAGACUAAGGAGAUGAACCACCUCCUCAUCAACGCGGGGAAGACCAAGGAGAUGAACCACCACCUCAUCAACGCGGGGAAGACCAAGGAGAUGAACCACCUCCUCAUCAACGCGGGGAAGACCAAGGAGAUGAACCACCUCCUCAUCAACGCGGGGAAGACCAAGGAGAUGAACCAACUCCUCAUCAAUGCGGAGAAGACUAAGGAGAUGAACCACCUCCUCAUCAACGCGGGGAAGACCAAGGAGAUGAACCACCUCCUCAUCAACGUGAGGAAGACCGAGAAGAUGAACCACCUCCUCAUCAACGCGGGGAAGACCAAGGAGAUGAACCACCUCCUCAUCAACGUGAGGAAGACCAAGGAGAUGAACCCCCUCCUCAUCAACGUGAGGAAGACCGAGGAGAUGAACCACCUCCUCAUCAACGUGAGGAAGACCGAGGAGAUGAACCACCUCCUCAUCAACGCGGGGAAGACUAAGGAGAUGAACCACCUCCUCAUCAACGCGGGGAAGACCAAGGAGAUGAACCACCUCCUCAUCAACGUGAGGAAGACCAAGGAGAUGAACCACCUCCUCAUCAACGUGAGGAAGACCAAGGAGAUGAACCACCUCCUCAUCAACGCGGGGAAGACUAAGGAGAUGAACCACCUCCUCAUCAACGCGGGGAAGACCAAGGAGAUGAACCACCUCCUCAUCAACGUGAGGAAGACCAAGGAGAUGAACCACCUCCUCAUCAACGUGAGGAAGACCAAGGAGAUGAACCACCUCCUCAUCAACGUGAGGAAGACCAAGGAGAUGAACCACCUCCUCAUCAACGCGGGGAAGACCAAGGAGAUGGUGGUGGAUUUCCGCAGACAAACCAUGAAGAAACGCAGCCAGUUCAACGCGGUGAAAAAGCAGUUCGUUGAAGCUGGAUCUUUUCGGGGAUUCCAGCUACAACCAUGUAAGAUGCGGAUCUUCCACAACGGGAAGAUAGUCACUUUCCCUACACCAGAAGAAGCUGAGAACUUUCUGCAUAAGUAA
Molecule: messenger RNA, 1047 nt
Organism: Knipowitschia caucasica
Lineage: Eukaryota; Metazoa; Chordata; Actinopteri; Gobiiformes; Gobiidae
Source: the annotation of a GenBank genome assembly